Arabidopsis lyrata subsp. lyrata is the source of this 1368-nucleotide messenger RNA. Its product is annotated as pseudo histidine-containing phosphotransfer protein 2. The record is from RefSeq and is a predicted model, not a curated record. Gene Ontology annotation, cellular component: nucleus; cytoplasm. Bases 673 to 1125 code for a protein of 150 amino acids. Gene Ontology annotation, molecular function: protein histidine kinase binding; histidine phosphotransfer kinase activity. NCBI's taxonomy places the organism in Eukaryota, Viridiplantae, Streptophyta, Magnoliopsida, Brassicales, Brassicaceae. Gene Ontology annotation, biological process: phosphorylation; cytokinin-activated signaling pathway; phosphorelay signal transduction system. The transcript is spliced from 6 exons.
UUAAAGUACAAUCAAGUUCCUUUUCCAUAAACCAUGUUAAUUUAAGUGAUCUCUGAACCAUUGAAGAACAAUCUUUUGUAUAAAAUUACUCGUAAACGGUAAACUAAUUUCCACAACAUCGGGACGUACUAUUAUAGGAGCUUACAAGUUCACCUUAAUACAAUGUAAAUAGUUUAAUAAUUUUGUAGCUCAUCUAACUAAAGGAUUCUAUGGUUAAAACCUUUAUUAUUUCCAGAUUAUGUAUUUACUUUUCAAGAUUUGGUAUCAGACCUUCUUAAAGUCGCAGAUGUUUAGAGCCAUCGCACCCAUGACUCCUUGGAAAUACGAUUCUUAAUAUAAGAGAAAACAUAUAUUAUUAUAAUCUCUAAGCUAACAUAAAUUAUUGAUCGAAAAUACGAUUUUCUUCAAACACAAACAUUUUUAAUUGUUUUUUUGCAAAUGUUGAUCAACAAGAGGUCGCUUCAAGAUUUUCUCAUUAAAUUACAAUUCUAAGUUUUCACUUUAUGGCCAUAUAUAUAUGGAUUGAUGUACAUCAGUACAUGCAACAUUUACACGCAUUUUACUCUCUCUUUGACCCUAUACUAUUCUUCUGUAGCUUGCAAAAAUCUUAUUGCCAAACAAAUAUUUUAGUUAAAAUUUUAACAAAAAAUAUAUAUAUAUAUUUUAGUUAAAAUGGUGAUAAAAUCCCUGCAUCUACAAGUUCAAGAGAUGAGACAAUCUUUCUUUGAUGAGGGGUACCUCAAUAGUCAGUAUACUCAGCUUGAGGCCUUGGCGAAAGACACAAACCCUAACUUUAUUAUAGAAAUAAUAACUCUUUAUUUCAGAGAUUCCCCUAAUGUAAUUGCUUCUUUGGAACAUGAAUUGGAGCGAGAUCCAAUAGAGGUACCCAUGAUUACCAAAUGCAUUCUUCAGUUAGAAAGCAGCAGCGCCAGCAUCGGUGCUAGCAAAGUUUUUAAGGAACUUCAGAAGGCAAACACAUCACUCAAAGCUAGCAACACAGAAGGAAUAAAAGUAGCACUAGGUGAUAUUAAGAAAGAGCACAGUAAACUCCGCGCAAAGUUUGAGACUUAUUUCCAGUUGAUGAGACAAGCUGGCCCAACAGAUGUAGCUGUGAAUUCAAGCUGAAAAUAUGUAAGCCAGGGUAGUUUGGUUCGUACGACAAAUAUUCCAUCUGCCCAAACCCAAGUUCCUACCAUUGGUCGAUAUCAGUUGAUAAUUGUAAUAAUUUUCGAAUGUUUUAUUUGUUACCUUGUACUAUGAUCUCGAGUUUAUUUUUAUUAGAAUCUAUAAAUUUUGUCUAAAAAAUAUAUUGAUGCAAGUCAAACCGUUUUUUAUUGUCAAGCACACAUUAAUUAAAAGUUGACUCUA